Molecule: messenger RNA, 863 nt
Organism: Actinia tenebrosa (Australian red waratah sea anemone)
Lineage: Eukaryota; Metazoa; Cnidaria; Anthozoa; Actiniaria; Actiniidae
Source: RefSeq, a predicted model, not a curated record
AUGAAGACGCUCAUUUUUCUCAUCGUUUUAAUUGCCUACGUGGCAGGUAGACCUUCUAUUUUUUCAAGGCAAAAUGAAGAAGAAAAAGAAAAUAAGGAAAAGGAGGAGGAGGCCAAGGAAAAAGCAGAGAAAGAAGCCAAAGAGAAAGCAGAGAAAGAAGCCAAGGAAAAAGCAGAGAAAGAAGCCAAAGAGAAAGCAGAGAAAGAAGCCAAGGAAGCCAAAGAGAAAGCAAAAGCACCCGUAAAACCCCACAACAGCAAGAACAAGGAAAAGGAAGAAGAAAAAGAAAAAGAAGAAGAAGGAAAAGAAGAAGAAGAAGAAAAAGAAGAAGAAGGAAAAGAAGAAGAAGAAAAGGAGGAAGAGGAAAAAGAGAAAGAAAAAGAACAGAAAGAAGUAGAGGAUGCAGCAGUAUUUAAAAGAAAAUACCGGCCCAGGUUUCUAAGAUACCGGAAGUUUUAAAGACAAAUCGAACAAGAAGUUUUUUGUUUCAUCUACUUUUUGAUAUUCAAAUAUCAAACUUUCGAAACCUUGGCUGAUCUUCAGGAAUAUGAAGUAGAACAAAAUUCGAAAGUUUCAGGACUUUUGACCUGUUUUUUUUGAAUAUUUUAUUCCAGCUGCACAAGUGUUAAUUUUAUACCAAAUCUUCAUCACCUUUGUAACCAGGUUAAAUGAAAUAAACUAUGUAAUGCAAGAUCGAUAAAAUGAAAUUUCAAAUAUCAAAAUAAAAACUUUGUCUUGAAGGACUAACCCCACUAGCCUAAUCCAGUUCUCCCCAGUUGCAACUCUAACCUCUCCCCGCACGAAUAAUUUGUAGAUUUUGCUUCUUAAUAACGUAAUAAAUAGAGAUAACUAGCUAAAAACUA